Rotaria sp. Silwood1 is the source of this 1827-nucleotide messenger RNA. NCBI's taxonomy places the organism in Eukaryota, Metazoa, Rotifera, Eurotatoria, Philodinida, Philodinidae. The record is from the annotation of a GenBank genome assembly.
AAGAAACUAAUAGUGACCGUAAGUUUGAGUAAAGGUUUUUCAGCUCGUUCUCUCUUCUCCAUAACAUGUCCUAAUAAUCAAUUAUAUUUAAAAGGUUGUGGAAAUUUCUAAAAUCUUUUGCUUUUCAAUAGUUCGAAUACUUUUAUAAGCAUUCGCAAAAAGGUAGCCUACUUUUUUCGCCCAGAUAAAAGUUUAUACGAUUCAUGUGAAAGAUAAUCUUUUGUGAUUUUUCAUAACGAUAGUAUAAGUUACAUAAAAGCGUGAUCAAACUACUUUCUAACUUUUAGAAAUAUUUAUAUUGUGUCUUACUCAGUACAUUAAUAUGCAUACAAGAUUGUUAGGAUCGGAUGAAGAUACAACCGAUGUCUAUACUAAGCUUAUUUAAUUAUUAAAUAAAAGCUUGAAUCGAAUAACACGAAAUAAUAAUAAUCUCGAUUAACAGAAGAAUAAUACAGCGAAUAGCAACAAGAAAAAAAGCACGCAUUAGAAAAAAAAAUGUUUGAAAUGUAGGAAUAGAAAUUGUUCUAAAUUAAUCAUUAUGAUCAAUGUUUCUUUAGAAACUUAACAUUCUGUGUCGGCUGUAUUAAUAUUAUAAAUAUAUUCAGAAAAUCUGAUAAAUGGAGCGAAGGAAGAAGUAGUAAUUCGAAAUGAAAUAGUUUCGUUGGGAUGAAGUUUUAGAGCGUAUGCUUUAACUCAAACGAUAGAAUUAGUUGUAAUCUAUCCAUUUAUCUCAUAUCUUUUAAAAAUAAACUUUUCCACCCGUUUUUGAGAAUAUAAUAUAAAUUUGUAGCAGUCUGUGUCUCACGAGUACUACACUUCGGCUCCACAGCGGCUACACUGAUAAGUUUUUGUAACUAAAAAGGUACUCUCAGAGAACCGAAGCGAUUUUGAAAAUUGGAGACAGAAUUUUCACGAUUUUCGAAUCUUAAAUAUAGAUUUGAACUCAUCAGUUUGAAAAUUUUGAGCCGAAAACCCUGGGAAUGAACACAUUUCGGAGUAGAAAACUAAUGAAAAUCUUCAGCACUCAAAAAAAAUCUUAAAUACAUAGGGGGUCUUCUAUUACGCGGGACACAAUUUUUUCCGAAAGGGGUCUUCUAUUAUGAGGGGGUCUUGUAAUAUGGAAGGGGGGGGGGGGGGGGUUUAGUAAAUAAAUAUUCAAAGUUCUGUUGGCACAAUAUACAGGAAAAUUUGAAUUUCUAGGAAAUAAAAAUCUACCAUUAUUUCGAUUCCAUUGUCUUUCCUAAGCCCUUAAUAAUGCCUCCGUAAAUCUGCUAAGGAUUCUAAUUUCAAAAGAAUCAGUUAUAUAGAAUCAAGCGAGUAGUUUUUUUAACAAUUCGUCUUUAAUCGGCAUUUUUUUGACCAAAACUGGUUUGCUAUUUUAAUUGUUUUACUUUAUAAAAGAUAAGUUCUUUUUGUAAUUUUCAUUGUAGAAACACGACAUGAUGUAGUUCAAACGAUUGAACCAGAAUCAGGUCCUUGGGGUGAAUUUACUGAUAUAAUGUAUUGUGCUGCGGGUACGUGGGCAAUAGGUUUUCGACAACGUGUGGAGCAACCAUGUGGCAAUGAUUGUGACGAUACAGCUUUGAAUUCAUUGGAAUUAUUGUGUGCAAAGAAAGAUGGAACUUCUGUUAAAUCAAUUACACCACACGCUGGUUAUUGGGGCGAUUGGAGUAAUAUCGUUCGUUGUCCUGGAAACAAUAACUUUUUGAGAGGUGUUUCAUUCAAAAUUGAAUCGCCUCAAGGAUCAGGUGAUGAUACAGCUGCAAAUGAUUGUCAAUUUUCAUGCUCUCAAUCAUCUAACAUUCUCGCAUCGAAUGGUGGUCGAUU